This is a messenger RNA of Chelonia mydas (Green sea turtle), 3233 nucleotides long. It is a transcript of the gene MAPK13, whose product is annotated as mitogen-activated protein kinase 13. The transcript is spliced from 12 exons. Gene Ontology annotation, molecular function: ATP binding; MAP kinase activity. Gene Ontology annotation, biological process: protein phosphorylation; MAPK cascade. The record is from RefSeq and is a predicted model, not a curated record. NCBI's taxonomy places the organism in Eukaryota, Metazoa, Chordata, Testudines, Cheloniidae. Gene Ontology annotation, cellular component: cytoplasm; nucleus. The coding region runs from base 2098 to 2976 and encodes 292 amino acids.
AAACAAUGUAUGGUCAUUCAAUCCAAUCAGCUGGGCAAAGGCAGCUCACACAAAAAUGAAUGUAUGGGGUCAGAUUCUGCUCGGUUGCAUGUGUGUAAAUCUAGAGUAACUCCACUGACUUUAAUGAGUUACCCUCAGUUUACGUCCUUAUGAAAUCAGAAUCUAGUCCAUACACCAAAACACGAAGGCAAGAGAGAGAUUUAUUCCCUGUACUAGGUAUUCUGCAGGAAAUAUCCUGCCUGAUUGUCAUUACCAGGGUCACAUAAUAUAUCUAGUUCAUAGCCCUGGGACCAUUGGACUUGCACCCUGGUUAGCUGUUUUUUUGAUGCAUAAACAGGGUCUGAAAGAUUUGUUUUCUCUACUUGUUUUUCAUUUUAGACAUAUAGAUUUUUGUCUACUUUAAAAGACAGCAGGUCCCUGGAGAAAGAGUAGAAUUAUGGCAGCACAAGAAGCAAAAGCGAGUCCCAGAAAGAAAGGGGGGUAUUCACUCCAAUGGCUUGAAAUUGUAUUUUGGGUCAUAUCUAUUUAACUUCAAUAACCAACAUUCUUUCUCCAAAAUGUUCAUCUUUGUUAACGAUUCAACAUCUCUGCCACUUCACUUGCUAUGUGCGUGCUCCUAAUAGGCUUCUCCACCAAAAUCAGGGAAAACCAGACUUAAUAUUCUUGACAUUUGUAAAGAUUAAAAAAAAAAUUAAAAAGGAGGGUGAGAAAUGAUCCCUCCAGAUCUUCUUUAUGAAGCCUAAAGCAAGAAGAAAAACACAAACAAAAUAAAUCCUUUCCUACUUGCUUUAAAUAAAACCAGUCUCUAGCUCAGCUGAUGUGGAAACUCCCAAAAAACAGCUGCUUGGUUGCUCUAAAUGACAUCCAUUAGACUAAACUGGGUCGUGCCAGAACUCCCUGGAUGACGAAUACUUGCUGGUUUUGGUGCUGAUAUCUGGAUGAAGCACAAGUGGAAGCUUGUGGAAUUAGGAUUUGCUGUCCCCUGCUGGGAACCGCUGGGAUGUUUCUUUCUACAAUAGUCCAUGUAUUUGGGUUUCUUUAAAGCUCUAUAUGCUGUUACAGAUACUUAAAAUAGAAGCAAAUAAAGCAAGUUACAAAAGCUUCCCCAAUUGGCCCUGAAAAACGAAUUCCUUUGUUAAAAUAAAAUAUUUGUUUAAUUGCUAUAGCAGAUUCACAAGUCUGUCUAGAGAGUUAGUUUUGAUCAGGUUUGAGUAAUUGAGUAAUUCUGAUGCAGAUGCAUCCAGAGUUGGUCUGACUACCUUUGCAGGUCAGCUAGGAUCUUGGAAAAUUGCUUGUCUGAACCAUUAGCUAUCAUGCAACUAUUGCAGUUUAGAAACAGUUAUUUUGCAUAGUGGUUCCCUCUGACCACCCUUGGAAAUCCUAGAUCCACUACUGGUCACCAGGGCAAGAACAGGGGCUGUAGCCAGUAAGUGUGUGUGGACGGGUGGUGGUAGGAAGUGACGCUUUCCUUUCAAAGGUGCUAAGAAGAGAAAAGGGACCGUCUGGUUUCAAACAGGAAGUAGAUAUGGGAUGAAGUGUGCAAUGUGAUAAUGCUGAAAUUCACAUGGGUUUGGUCACGCUGCACCACUAGGAGUCACAGCAGGAAAGACAUGUUGAUUUACAGCUCUCCAGUUUAAUGAGCUGAGAGAGCAGGAAUUGCAAAGUGGCGGGAAGUGCACAGCCCAACAAGGAGGCUUGGGCUGGAAAGCCCUGCCUUUCUCUGUCCCUUCAAGAGGCAGCAGCUGGAAGCUGUCAGCCGUCAAACACAGGCAACCUCUCACAGCCAUCCAGGGUUGACUGGCUCAGCGAGGUGUGAUGCAGUUCAUUAUGGAGGUGCCUCUUCAAAUGCUUUCACCCUGAAAAGCACUGGGGAGAAUCUGAAGAAUCAUAGCAGUCUCUGGACGGCUGCUGUUGAUGGCUUUUCUUUCCAUCCCUUUGCUGAUUAAAUCGAGGGCCUGCCUUCUCUGCAACUCUGCCACAGGACUUUGAGAGAAGAGUUCAGCCAUAGAUAAGAAGACGGGGGAGAAAGUGGCCAUCAAGAAGCUGUGCCGACCAUUCCAGUCCGAGAUCUUUGCCAAGAGAUCAUACAGAGAGCUCAUGCUUCUGAAACACAUGCAACAUGAGAACGUCAUUGGGUUGCUUGAUGUCUUCACCUCAGCCACCUCCUUCAAUGGAUUCCAGGACUUCUACCUGGUGAUGCCGUACAUGCGGACAGAUUUACAAAAGAUCAUGGGACAUGAGUUCAGUGAUGAAAAGAUCCAGUACCUGGUCUACCAAAUGCUGAAAGGUUUGAAGUACAUUCAUUCUGCUGGAAUCAUUCACCGGGACCUGAAGCCAGGCAAUCUGGCUGUCAACGAAGACUGUGAACUAAAGAUCUUGGACUUUGGCUUGGCGAGACACGCAGAUGCUGAGAUGACUGGCUAUGUUGUGACGCGUUGGUACAGAGCACCAGAAGUCAUUCUGAACUGGAUGCAUUACAACCAGACCGUGGAUAUCUGGUCUGUUGGUUGUAUCAUGGCAGAAAUGCUGACUGGGAAAACCCUGUUUAAAGGAAAAGAUUAUCUAGAUCAGCUGACCCAGAUCUUGAAAGUAACCGGACUCCCAGGAGAGGAGUUUGUGCAGAAACUGGAGGACAAAGCGGCUAAGAAGUAUAUCCAGUCCCUUCCCAAGAUUCCCAAAAUGGAUUUAUCCCGGCUUUUCUCCAAAGCCAAUCCUCUGGCGGUGGACCUGCUCGACAAGAUGCUGCAGCUGGAUGUGGGAAAGCGUCUCACGGCCACAGAAGCUCUGGCCCAUGCAUAUUUUGACCAAUUCCGAGACGUUGAGGAGGAGACGGAGGCCCAGCAGUCCUACGACGAUUCCUUGGAGCACGAGAAGCUUUCCAUGGAUGAGUGGAGAAGGCAUACUUACCAGGAGAUUCAGUCCUUCAGCCCGAUUGCCCGGAAGGACUCCAAGAGGCGGAGUGGUUUGUCACUGUAGUGGCUGGGCCGGCCAAGGUUGGGGCUCACUCCCUCUGCUGGGUCACCAAGGAGGAUGCCUAUCAGGAUUUGGACCACCCCAGGGCCAGAUAUUUAUCAGCAUGGGGGUGUGGAACUUCUGUACAUGUGUGGAACAGAAGGAUGUUGAAUACCCAAGAGUGUUGGGCUUUGUCCUGUGGGAGGAAACUGCACCAGAUACAUCUUUCAGUGCCAAAGAUUAAUGUAUUUCUCAUUAAAACCUCAAGUAGUAGAAUUGUA